AUGAGUACAUUUGGAGGUAAAAUAAAGGAAAUACCUGGAAUCAGUGUGGAUAGAUUUGAUGAAGAAAAUUUAGACUCCGAUGCUUAUUUUUUAUCUCAUUGUCAUGCGGACCAUAUGGUUGGUUUGAACAAUGCAAAAUUCCAAGAAACAUUGAGAAAAAGAGGUUGCUACAUUUAUGUUUCUCAUGUAUCUAAAGCCAUCUUGCAACAGUUACAUCCAGAAAUACGUGAUCGUAUUAGAGAACUUGAUUUUCAUACUACCACACCAAUUUACUUGGAAAAUGUGUGUAUAUCAGUGAUUCCUAUUCCUUCAGGACAUUGUCCAGGCUCUGUUAUGUUUUUAUUUGAAGGAAAUAAAACUGUGUUAUAUACUGGUGAUUUUAGAAUGAAAAUCGAUGAUAUCAGAAAAAUCAGGGCGUUUUAUGACUCCACUGGAGAAAUUAAAGGCAUUCAUUCGUUAUAUUUAGAUACAACAUUUUUUUUUAGAGACUAUAACCAAUUUCCAUCAAGGGAAGAGAGUUUAUGUCAAAUCAUCACUUUAAUCGAAGAAUGGAUAGCAUUAGGUGAAAAGCACAUAAUUCAUCUGAGUACCAAAGCUAGAUAUGGAUAUGAAUUUGUGUUUUGUGAAAUUUUCAAGAAAAUAAGAAUACCAGUGCAUAUAAAUAAAAGAGAAUUUGAUUUCUAUAGUUUGGUACCAUCACUAGAUGGAGCUGUUACUCUUGACGCUUCAAAUACCAAAAUACAUUGUAAUUGUGGUGAUACCUUUCAAAGUAUAUGCAAGAAUGAGAAAAUGUAUAAUCUUAGAACUAUUAAAUUAUCUGCUAUGAGAUGGACAACCGAGAAUUUAAAGGAAGAUAAAAUAAUAAAUAACUCCGAGACAUAUUUUGUAUGCUAUUCCACUCAUGCAUCUUACACAGAAGUAGUAGACUUAAUAAAAUUUUUAAAACCACUAUGGAUUCAUCCUUGUGUACUUAGAUUCAAUAGAAAUGAUGAGGAGAUUUAUAGUACAAUAAAUGAUUUGUUGGAGACCAAAAAUGAACCCAUUGCAAAAAAACCAAAGUUAUUUGAUUUGAAAAAAGUAAACAAUUUCAAAGAGGAAAGUUCCGAGGAAAAGAAUGAAAAGUAUGAUAGCUUAUUUGACGAAGCCUUGGAUUCACCACCAGAAACACAUGGAAAUGAGUGAUAGUUUGAAUAAUAACAGGCACUGUAUAUUUGAAUGUUAUUCAAAAAUAAAAUUUGAUGAAAAUUU
Harmonia axyridis is the source of this 1248-nucleotide messenger RNA. It is a transcript of the gene Snm1, whose product is annotated as protein artemis. The coding region runs from base 1 to 1182 and encodes 393 amino acids. The record is from RefSeq and is a predicted model, not a curated record. Gene Ontology annotation, molecular function: 5'-3' DNA exonuclease activity; damaged DNA binding. Lineage: Eukaryota; Metazoa; Arthropoda; Insecta; Coleoptera; Coccinellidae. Gene Ontology annotation, biological process: protection from non-homologous end joining at telomere; interstrand cross-link repair; double-strand break repair via nonhomologous end joining. The transcript is spliced from 2 exons.